Messenger RNA from Tachysurus vachellii, 3873 nucleotides. It is a transcript of the gene ppp1r21, whose product is annotated as protein phosphatase 1, regulatory subunit 21. Bases 165 to 2507 code for a protein of 780 amino acids. NCBI's taxonomy places the organism in Eukaryota, Metazoa, Chordata, Actinopteri, Siluriformes, Bagridae. Gene Ontology annotation, cellular component: membrane; early endosome. The transcript has 23 exons. The record is from RefSeq and is a predicted model, not a curated record.
UUUAGCUUAGCUACAAUUCUUCGGUUAGGAUCUCGAGCUCGGAUAGAUUCACUAAUAAGAAGAAUAUUAUAACUAAUAAAUGAUAAAUAAGUGAACGAAAUCUCUCGAGUGGAUGCUGUGAUAUUUUUCUAGACGAUGUCAUUGAUUUCGUUUUAAUCAUCAUCAUGGCUGCAGAACUUCAAGCAAAAUACACCAAACUGGCUCAAGAGUACUCAAAGCUCAGAGCACAGAAUCAGGUCCUGAAGAAGGCCGUGGUGGACGAACAAACCAAUUCUAACUCCUUGAAGGAUGAGGUGAAGCAGCGAGAACAGAGUCUGCGUAAAGCCGAGCAGGAAAUGGACAGCCUGAGCUUCAGGAACCAGCAGCUGGCCAAAAGAGUGGAGCUCCUUCAGGAGGAGCUGCAGGUCACUGAGGCCAAAAGUAAAAAGGGCAAGAAUAAAGGAGAUUCGCCUUCUCAGCCCAGUUACCAGACGCAGAGCGUGUUCGACGAGGAUCUGCAGAAGAAGAUUCAGGAGAACGAAAGACUUCACAUCCAGUUCUAUGAGGCGGACGAGCUGCACCGUCAGCAGGAGGCUCAGCUCCGAGAGAGACUGGAGCAGCUGGAGAAAGAUGGCGAGCAGCACCAGGCUGUGGUGGACAGUCUCGCCUCCAAAUACAUGGACACCAUCGAGAAACUACAGAGCGACAAGGCUCGAUUAGAGAUUAAGGUUCAGACACUGGAGAGAGAGGCCAAGGAGUGCCGGCUCAGGACUGAGGAAUGCCAGCAACAACUGAGGAAAUAUCAGACGGAGCUGAGCACUCAGCUGAAACACAACAGCAGUGUGAUCGAGGAGAAAGUGCCCUUUAACGACACCAAAUGCAGUGACUACAACAGCUUAAAUGUUCCCGCACACAACCGAAGACAUCAGCUGAAAGCUCGAGACGCAGCAGGACAGGCCGUGGGUUUCGUGCAGGAUCUCGUCUCUGCUCUCCUCAACUUUCACUCGUACACAGAACAAAGGGUUCACAUUUACCCGCUGGACUCAUCUAUAGAACCUGUCUCACCUCUCAAUCAGAAGUUUUCUCAGUACCUGCACGAGAACGCCGCCUAUGUGCGCCCCCUAGAGGAAGCCAUGUUGCAGCUGCAUCAGAGCAUAACAGAGGACACAGUUACAGUGCUGGAGACGGUGGGGAAACUGCAGGACUUUUCCAAAUCCUUCUCCACCUACACGAGCUUUCUGCAGAAGAUCCUGCCUUAUCAGUUAAAAAGUUUAGAUGAAGAGUGCGACAUCCCUCUCUGCACUGCGUCUUUGAGUGCUAAGAACCGUGAGCUACAGAACGAUAUGAAAAGGGUCACCGCUGUGUUUGAGAAACUACAGAACUACAUCAGUCUCUUGGCCUUACCGAGUUUACGUAUGGAUGCCAUGCCACAAAGCAGCUCCAGCGCAGUCUUCACCCAGCUUGCUGCUUGUUUACACGGCCUGCACGAUGCCACUCAGGAGCUUUCUAAGCACUACAGUCAGAAGGUGACCCUUGAGCAGGAGCUUCCAAACAUCACUCAGAAGCUGCGCACCACUAAUGAGUGUUUACUAUCCUCUCUGGCCUCCCUCACCAACAACACAAACAAGAUUGCAACAUUCUUCAACAACAAUCUGGACUUUUUUACCUCGUCGGCUGGGUACGGGCCCAGAGGCGGAAACGGAAGCCUGAACCCACAGCAGGCCCACAGCAUGCUCAGUAACAAAAAGCACGCAUGCCAAUACAUCCUCGCGCUCAGGAGGCCGCAUCCUGAGUCCGUCCCGUACACCGAGGCACUGUCUAACCGCCGCAUCCUCACCAGCUCCACAGAGAGUAGAGAGGGUCUCAUGCAGCAGGUGCAGCAGAGUCAGGAGAAAAUCGCUCGUCUGGAGCAGGAGAAGGAGCACUGGCUGCUGGAGGUUCAGCUGGGACGAGUACGACUGGAGAAGGAGAACCAGCGCAUAGCGAAGCUUGAGACCAGACUCUCCCUGGCCCUCGGAGACGACGUCGCCGCACACGCCGUCUCCGUCUCCGCAGGACCAGCCGUGCCAGAAAAAGAAGAGAAAACGGACAGAGAGACGUCUCAAAGCAGCAGUUUGGUUGGAAUUCUCACUAUGACCCCGACGAACGAGAGUGUCGGAGAUGAAGAGUCUCGGGAACACUUGAUAAAAACCCACUACAUGGCACGAGUGGCUGAACUCACCACACAGCUGCAGAUGUCUGACAGCAAGGCCGUGCACUUUCACGCGGAGUGCCGAGCUCUGGUGAAACGUCUGGCCAUUGCAGAGAAAUCUCGUGAGGCUCUUACAGAGGGGAUGAAGCAAGCCAAUCAGAACAUCACGUCCCUGCAGGAUGAACUUAGCACGACCAAGAGGAGCUACGAGGACCAGCUGAGCAUGAUGAGCGAUCAUCUCUGCAGCAUGAACGAAACCCUGAGCAAACAGCGUGAAGAGAUCGACACACUCAAAUUAGGAAACAAGGGAAACUCCAAGAAGAACAAGGGCCGGUAGUUCAGCGUCGGUGUGAGCAAAAGAGGAGGUGCUGGAACCAGGAAGACACACACACACACGGCAGAGACACAAUGAGACAUGAUGUCCAGACCAAACUGACCAAACACUUUGAGCGAGUGUGGAACUGACAUUUAAUGCUAUCCUGCCAUUUUUUUUCCAUGCUGACAGAUUGCUAGCGAUUUUUACAAAUCCCCAAAGCGUGCACACGGAUCACGCGCUGAUCGUACUGCAAGUCUAAUUUACACUCCACACACAUCAUCUAGCUGUUUCUUUAGCAGUCGUUCCCACUUACAGAUCAAAGAGCCGGAUUAGUUUCCGUAGUCACAGAGGACUUUAACACAAGCACAGAAUACAUGCUUACAUCCUUAAGGUUAUAAUAUCACAGUGUAGGAAAUAACAUCCAAAAUUACUUACUGCACCUUUAAUGGAUUUAUAAACAUAUUUACACAUCAAUCUGUACAAGGCUAAAAGUUUUAAGAACCAUUCUAGCAUGUUCUUGCAUUAUAGAGCAUUUUUAAACGUGUAAACUGGAUAAUGUACCGAACUCUGCCGUAGUGUUGUACAGUUAUGACGCGGUGAAAUAUUACUUUUUUCCACCGUUAAUCUUUACGCAGCGAUACGAUCUGUUAAUUAACACACGCCGACGUGUUCGUCACCACAAUAACGAGUUUUAUGGCUCAUAUCAUUUCAUUUCGUGUCGUAGCUCUCUGCAAAAUAUCAGAACUAUUUAAAAACAAUGUAUUAUGCAACCCGACUGAGAGACACGCCAUAUUAAAUACAUGUUAAUCCAGUACAAGAGACUAAUCCGUACCUCAUUAGUACUUCAGCAUGUAGCCAGAGAUUAUAAUCAGCGUUGUAGAGAGCCGUUAAGGUCAAAAGCUCUCACUGUGAUUAGCUGUGAAUGCUAAAUGUUAUAAAUAUGCAAAAAAACAAACAAAAAAAAAACAAAACGUUAACGUGAAAAUAUGUUCAAUUCGUUAAUAUCAUGUCUUAUGUACGUUUUUUUCUUCGUCAAGAAUUUUAUACCACGUCUCCGAUUACAUUUCUUUCCCCAGUGAAAUGGAUAUCGUGUUAGAUUUCUGUACAGAUUAACAUCCACCAAGCACUGAGACGAAGAUAUUAGACAAAACACUCACUUGUGUUGUGACCGUGAUGUUCUGAGACGAACAAAUCCUGAACUUUUGCAUUUUACGAAUGACGGCGACAGUUUAAACAUCCGAGUAGUUGUUUUCUUUUCUUGUCUUUGUUCACACCUUGGAUUUAAUCCGUUUUAAUCUACUUCACUGUAAUACUGAUCACAUAAAUAUCACCAAACCAUGUAAAUGACAUCUGACAUGAUGAUGAUAAUAAAACAUGUUUAAAUGGU